Ostreococcus tauri is the source of this 474-nucleotide messenger RNA. Its product is annotated as Chaperonin-like RbcX. NCBI's taxonomy places the organism in Eukaryota, Viridiplantae, Chlorophyta, Mamiellophyceae, Mamiellales, Bathycoccaceae. The transcript has a single exon. The coding region runs from base 1 to 474 and encodes 157 amino acids. Gene Ontology annotation, biological process: ribulose bisphosphate carboxylase complex assembly. The record is from RefSeq and is a predicted model, not a curated record. Gene Ontology annotation, molecular function: protein folding chaperone.
AUGCGCGCGUCGCUCGGACGACGGGCGGUGACGCGCGCGAACGUCGUCGCGCGAGGCGGUGGGCGGCCGGGGCGCGUGCACGUGCCGAGCGACGCGUUUCAGGGGCGUUCGCCGGAGAUCGCGGCGCGAGACGCGCUGGGACGGUUGUUCACCGCGGUCGCCGCGCGCGCGGUGAUCGCGGAGGAGAGCGAGGCGGCGAUCGCGGGAGGUAUGAAACCGGAAGAGUCGGAGCGGUACGAGGUUUUGAAGAAGUACGUGGAGGAGAAUCCGAUUCGGGACGGAAACGCGUGGAUGGCGGCGCUCAUGGAGCGAGACGACGUCGCGAGUCGAAUGGUGGCUUUGAGAGUGCUCGAGUUGAGGAAGACGUACGCGGAGGAGGUUUUUGAUUUCGAACGAGUGCGGGAGCAGGUUAUCUCGGAGGUUCGGAGCGAGAACGAUCGGUUGAUGAGCGAGUACGUGAAGCGUUUGAUGUGA